AUGGAAGUGAUCAAAGGUGAUUCCCCGCUGUUGGCGACGGCCAAAUGGUCAGGAGCCGCUGCUUCCGGUGUCGUAGCUGCCUUGGUGAUUGGAUUUCUUGGUCGUUUGCCUCCAAGCGUCAUCAUGUUCUGCACGAUGGCAUUUUUCACAGCCGAUCUCUCAAUAUUUGCCACAGUGCCCGUCGACCAAAUCUACUGGGCGCAAGCAUUUGUAGUGAGCUUAAUCACCUCAUUGGGAAUGUAA
Molecule: messenger RNA, 243 nt
Organism: Penicillium samsonianum
Lineage: Eukaryota; Fungi; Ascomycota; Eurotiomycetes; Eurotiales; Aspergillaceae
Exons: 1
Coding region: 1-243 (80 amino acids)
Source: RefSeq, a predicted model, not a curated record